GGGCGGUGGGCGGGGCCACGCAAUGACGCAACCUCACGUCUGCCAAGGAUUGGCAGCUUUUCCGGCUGAGGAACCGUCGCGUUUCUGGGGAGACGCCUAAGCUGGCGGUUACCAUCGCGCUUGAAGCCAGCGUCCCGAUCCGCCACCUCCGUCCCCAGCGUCACCAUGGGGGCUGUGCUGGGUGUCUUCUCCCUCGCCAGCUGGGUUCCCUGCCUCUGCAGUGGUGCAUCAUGUUUGCUGUGUAGUUGCUGUCCCAACUGUAAGAAUUCCAUGCUGACUCGCCUCAUUUACGCGUUCAUUCUCCUCCUGGGCACUAUUGUGUCCUGGAUCAUGCUGCAGAAGGAGAUAGAGCCUCAGCUGAAGAAGAUUCCUGGAUUCUGUGAAGAGGGAUUUAAAAUCAAGGUGGCUGAUAUAAUGGCGGAUAAAGAUUGUGAUGUGCUGGUCGGCUAUAAAGCUGUAUAUCGGAUCAACUUUGCCUUGGCCAUCUUUUUCUUUGUUUUCUCUCUGCUCAUGAUUAAAGUAAAAACAAGUAAAGAUCCCAGAGCAGCAGUGCACAAUGGGUUUUGGUUCUUCAAAAUUGCUGCCCUUGUUGGAAUUAUGGUUGGAUCUUUCUACAUCCCCGGGAGCUAUUUCACCACAGCCUGGUUUGUUGUCGGCAUGAUAGGGGCCUUCAUCUUCAUCCUCAUCCAAUUGAUCCUGCUAGUGGACUCUGCUCACUCUUGGAAUGAAUCAUGGGUAAAUAGAAUGGAAGAAGGAAACCCAAGGUUAUGGUAUGCCGCUCUACUGUCCUUCACAAGCUUAUUUUACAUCUUGUCAAUCAUCUCCGUUGGGCUGCUCUAUACAUACUACACCAAAUCCCAUGGCUGCACAGAAAACAAGUUCUUCAUCAGUAUCAAUCUGAUCUUUUGUGUCGUGGUUUCCAUGAUAUCAAUCCACCCAAAAAUUCAGGAACACCAACCUCACUCCGGCCUCCUGCAGUCCUCUGUCAUCACCCUCUACACCAUAUACCUUACCUGGUCAGCCAUGUCCAAUGAACCUGAUCGUUCCUGCAACCCCAGCCUGCUGAGCUUCCUUACAAACAUAGCUGCACCCACCUUGGCUCCUGGAAAUUCGACUGCUGUGGCUCCUACCUCUCCUCCACCAUCAAAGAGUGGGCCUUCUCUGAAUUCAGAAAAUCUUGUUGGGCUGUUUGUCUUUGUUGUCUGCCUUCUGUAUUCUAGCAUCCGCAAUUCCAGCAAUAGCCAGGUAAACAAGCUGACCCUGUCAGGGAGUGACAGUGUGAUUCUUCGUGAUACAUCCACCAAUGGAGCCAACGAUGAGGAAGAGGGACAGCCUCGGCGGGCUGUGGACAACGAGAAAGAGGGGGUGCAGUAUAGCUACUUCUUCUUUCACUUCAUGCUCAGCUUGGCUUCCUUGUACAUCAUGAUGACCCUCACCAGCUGGUACAGCCCUGAUGCCAAGUUCCAGAACAUGACCAGCAAGUGGCCAGCUGUAUGGGUCAAGAUCAGCUCCAGCUGGGUCUGCCUCCUCCUUUACGUCUGGACCCUGGUGGCUCCACUCGUCCUUACCAACCGGGACUUUAGCUGAACCUCAGAGUGCCAAGGACACCUGAAGCUUGAAAGGUCUCCUUUGCUGAAAACCCAUGUAUACCUUUUCAGUUUGCUUCAACUAAAAUACUAAGCGAAUGCUUUGCAAAUUUGACCAUGUCCAGGUUUAUAUCAGAAGGCAAGAUUGAAUAAUGCUUGAUGCAGAAUCUGAACUUUUCAUUUAUCUGUAUAUUCUGUGUAUUUGUAAGGAUAUAGCACAAAGGGAACAUUUUUGUGUUUAAAGUGAACUACAGCUGUGCUGUGAAGAGAGUUCUUUAUAAAGACUGGUAGGUUCCUAUAACUUUGGUUUAAUGUAAGAUAGAAGAGUGUUGGAUAUUUGAGGCCAUGGUUAAUAUAUUUCUAUUGCAGUAUCCUUAAAAAGCAAAAAAAAAAAAAAGCAUUUAUACAGUUUUCCUGUGUAAAAGUUCUUACUUAUGUAAUACAAGCCCUCUGUUUCAUGCUUAAACUUUUCAGAGGUGUAACGCCAUAGUUCUUGGGAAGAAUUAUGUAUGUGGGUCCUUCCCAAGAAUAAUGAUUACAUAUGGCUACUUCUUCUGUAUCUUGAGUUUUUAAGCUUACUUUUUUUAUACUAUAGCACUGAUGCUGCUUGAUUCAAAUCUGGUACUUUGCCAGGUAUGUCAAUUUCAAUAAAUGCUUUGUGAAUUGGUUAAAAUGGAAAUUCACUUGGGAAAACAUUGCAACUUUAGUCUGUGUAAUUAUCUUGUUAUAAGUAUGUGAAAGUAAAAUGCAUGUGAAUUUAUUACAUUUGCACUAUAAAGGUAUUUGAUUAAAAUA
This is a messenger RNA of Carlito syrichta (Philippine tarsier), 2381 nucleotides long. It is a transcript of the gene SERINC3, whose product is annotated as serine incorporator 3. The transcript is spliced from 10 exons. Bases 166 to 1587 code for a protein of 473 amino acids. NCBI's taxonomy places the organism in Eukaryota, Metazoa, Chordata, Mammalia, Primates, Tarsiidae. The record is from RefSeq and is a predicted model, not a curated record. Gene Ontology annotation, cellular component: membrane.